Molecule: messenger RNA, 3222 nt
Organism: Ustilaginoidea virens
Lineage: Eukaryota; Fungi; Ascomycota; Sordariomycetes; Hypocreales; Clavicipitaceae
Exons: 2
Coding region: 1-3222 (1073 amino acids)
Biological process (GO): cytosolic ribosome assembly
Cellular component (GO): cytosol; ribonucleoprotein complex
Molecular function (GO): GTP binding; GTPase activity; ribosome binding
Source: RefSeq, a predicted model, not a curated record
AUGCCUGUUGUGGCUCCGCAGAAGCUGGCAAGCCUACAAAGGCAAGCCGCGAACAUUAGAAAUAUUUGCAUCAUGGCUCACGUCGACCAUGGCAAAACGUCACUCACAGAUACGCUGCUCGCCACAAACGGCAUCAUCUCACCAAAACUUGCUGGAAAGAUACGAUACCUCGACUCUCGACCAGACGAGCAACUCAGAGGCAUCACGAUGGAAUCCUCAGCUAUAUCGCUAUACUUCUCCAUGCUGAGACGAUCCGCCCCGGGAGCGGCAGCCGAGCCGGAAGAGUAUCUCAUCAACCUGAUUGACUCCCCAGGACACAUCGACUUCAGCAGCGAGGUGUCCACGGCGUCGAGGCUCUGCGACGGCGCCGUCGUGCUAGUGGACGCCGUGGAGGGUGUGUGCAGUCAAACUGUGACAGUUUUGCGCCAGUCGUGGACGGAGAAGCUGAAGCCGCUGCUCGUUAUCAACAAGAUGGAUCGGCUCAUCACCGAGCUGAAGAUGACUCCUACAGAAGCUUACGUGCACCUGAGCAAGCUCCUCGAGCAAGUCAACGCCGUCUUGGGCAGCUUUUUCCAGGGCGAACGCAUGGAAGAAGAUCUCAACUGGAGGGAGAAGAUGGAGGAGCGGGUGAAUGCCGCUUCCAAGGCGAGGCAACUUUCACAGGAUGAGGAGAUUUCAGACGCAGGGGAAGUACAGUUCGAGGAGCGGGACGAUGAGGACAUAUACUUUGCACCGGAAAAGAACAACGUGAUAUUCAGCAGCGCCAUUGACGGAUGGGCGUUUACAUGUCGACAGUUUGCCUGCCUGUACGAAAAGAAGCUCGGAUUCAAGCGCGGCGUGAUGGAGAAGGUGCUCUGGGGCAACUAUUAUCUGGAUCCCAAGAGCAAAAAGGUUUUGGGGCCGAAGCACUUGAGGGGGCGGAAUCUGAAACCCAUGUUUGUUCAGCUCGUUUUGGAGCCCGUAUGGACCGUCUACCAGGCUGCUUGCGGUGGUGACGUCGGCAAAGGUGACCCCGUCAUGAUGGAAAAGGUUACCAAGUCGCUGAACCUUGCGAUACCACCGCACAUUGUCCGAGCUCGGGACCCGCGACUGUUGUUGACAACAGUCUUUGCCUCGUGGCUGCCCCUUUCGACGGCUCUCCUGGUAUCCGUAGUGGAAUCUCUUCCAUCGCCAGCAGCAGCCCAGGCUGAACGAAUUCCCGAUCUUAUCGAACAGUCGCCGGGGUCGGAUGCCGUUGACGAGGCUAUCAAGCAGGCUAUGACGUCCUUCAAAUGCGAGAAACCGCAUCCCGUGGUUGCCUACGUCAGCAAAAUGGUGUCAAUACCUGAGAGCGAAUUACCCGAGAACAGGAGGCAGCCUGGUAAGAUGAGCGGCGAAGAGGCUCGAGAACUGGCACGCAAGAAGCGAGCCGAGGCAGCGAAGGCGGCACAGGAAGCCGCCAAUGAGCGUCCCAUCACCGACCUUGCGCAAACCUUGCGCAGCUCUUGCAUCGACGACGCCGGCGCACCGGAGCAGGAGGAGCAAAAGAUUGACCCUGAGCAUCUGAUUGGGUUUGCGAGAAUCUACUCGGGCACGCUUACCGUUGGCGACAGGCUCUACGUCAUCCCGCCAAAGUGGUCACCCGCGGCUCCCGAUGCCGAACCAGAGCCGCAGCAAGUCACGGUCACAGCUCUGUACAUGCUGAUGGGAAGGAAUCUGGAAUCCCUGGACUCGGUCCCUGCCGGUGUGGUUUUCGGCAUUGGCGGUCUGGAAGGGAAGAUCCUCAAGUCUGGCACCCUCUGCAGCCAGCUCGAGGGAGCUGUCAAUCUUGCGGGUGUGAGAAUGGCCGGCAAACCAAUCGUGCGAGUUGCCCUGGAGCCCGUGAACCCCGCGGACCUGGACAAGAUGAUUCGAGGUUUGGGGCUCCUGGUGCAGAGCGACCCGUGUGCAGAGUAUGAGCAGUUUGAAAGCGGAGAGCACGUGCUCCUGACGGCAGGGGAGCUGCACCUAGAAAGAUGCCUGACGGAUCUGAAGGAAAGAUUUGCGCGAUGCGACGUCCAGGCCGGCGCGCCCAUUGUUCCGUACAGGGAGACCAUUGUACGGGCGGACGAGAUGCGUCCGCCCGUGAACAAGGAGCUCGGCAGGGGGGGCGUCAUCGAAUCAACGACCUCGAAACAAGUUACAAUACGCCUACGCGUCAGGCCCCUUCCGUCAGAAGUCACCGAUUUUCUGCUCCGGAAUGCCGAUGCCAUCAAGCGGCUUUGCUCUGAGAGCAAGCCAGCAGAGAGCGGCGAGGAACUAGCGCAAGAGGGUGGCGAUGAGGGUCGUGCUGCCGAUGUCAACGCAGCAGUCAGGACGGCGCCGAGCUCGCUAUCCGUGGAGGAACUGAAAACUCAGCUCCAGAAGCAGCUGGAGAGCGGCAAGGGACGAGAUGUCUGGAAGAACAGGGCGGACCGCAUCGCUGCUUUUGGGCCGAGGCGCACCGGCCCCAACUUAUUAAUCGAUGCGACCAAAUACGGCAUCUUGCGCAAGGUGUUUGGAUCCCACGAGGACAAGGAGGUCGCCCUGCCACGGGCUGGCGAAGCGCUGCAUCCGAGCCAUCUUUCCGACAAAAUCACGCACGCUUUCCAGCUCGCCACGGCACAGGGGCCGCUCUGCAGCGAGCCCUUGCAGGGGGUUGCCGUCUUGGUGGAAGACGUCUCGCUAGAUCUUCCCGAGGACGAGCUCUCCGCGCGAGACAAGCUCAGUCGACUGACGAGCGAAAUCAUCAAGACGCUGCAAGCCUGCGUGCGGUCCGCCUUCCUCGACUGGUCUCCCCGUCUCAUGCUGGCCAUGUACAUGGUGGAAAUCCAAGCAUCCACCGAAGUCCUCGGCCGCGUGUACGACGUUCUCACCCGGCGCCGCGGCCGCGUCAUGGCCGAGACCAUGAAGGAAGGCACUCCGUUCUUCACCAUCCAGGCGGUGCUCCCCGUGGCUGAAAGCUUCGGGUUCGCAGACGAGAUGCGCAAGAGGACCAGUGGCGCCGCGCAACCGCAGCUGGUCUUUGCUGGGUUCGAAAUUCUGGACCAAGAUCCUUUCUGGGUGCCUUUCACAGAGGAUGACUUGGAGGAUCUCGGUGAGCUGGCGGACAGGGAAAACGUCGCCAAAAGGUACAUGGACAGCGUGAGGAGGAAGAAAGGGCUGCUGGUUGAAGGCAGAAACGUGGCUACCGAUGCCGAAAAACAGAGAACGCUCAAGAGAUAG